UUUGUACUGAUGAAAUUACAUUAAAUAUUGUUGUUUAAAUUGUAAUCAAUAAUGUUAGACAAAGUUAAAAAUGUCAUUGUAGUGCUUUCGGGCAAAGGUGGCGUGGGCAAAUCAACAGUUAGCACACAAUUGGCCUUGGCAUUGCGUGCAACAGGUCACAAGGUUGGCCUGCUGGACAUAGAUCUAUGCGGUCCCAGUGUGCCAUAUUUGCUAGGUCUCGAGAACAGCGAUAUUUACCAAUGUGACGAUGGCUGGGUGCCCAUUUAUACAGAUGAGAGCAAAACACUUGCUGUCAUGUCCAUUGGAUUUCUGCUGAAGAACCGCAGUGAUCCAGUGAUUUGGCGGGGACCCAAGAAAACAAUGAUGAUCAGGCAGUUUCUAACGGACGUCAAAUGGGAGGAGCUAGACUAUCUAAUCAUCGACACCCCGCCCGGCACCUCAGAUGAGCAUAUCACAGUCAUGGAAUGCAUGCGAGAGGUUCCCUGCAACGGGGCGAUUAUUGUAACUACGCCGCAGGGUGUCGCUUUGGAUGACGUGCGCAAAGAGAUAACAUUUUGCAAGAAGACGGGCAUCAAGCUGCUGGGCAUUGUCGAGAAUAUGAGCGGCUUCGUUUGUCCACAUUGCACGGAAUGCACCAACAUAUUCUCCUCGAAUGGCGGCGUGGAGUUGGCACAGCUGGCACAGGUGCCACAUUUGGGCACAUUGCCCAUCGAUCCACGUGUGGGCGUAUUGGCUGGUACCACGGCUUCGGUGUUAAACGAGCUACCCGAUUCGAGUACGGCGCAAGUAUUGCGCGGUAUUGUGCAACAUUUAGAUGCGCUGACGACGGCAGUGCCAACGCCUGCUUAAGCUUAACCAAAAAAUGGGGCCAGGCGGCAACGAUACUACUAAGAGCUUUGGUAUUUCAUUUCAUUUUUUGUAUAUGUAAAUAUGUAAUUAAAGUAGAAAUAAAAAACGCUUCAAAAGGAAUGUGUAA
Molecule: messenger RNA, 976 nt
Organism: Drosophila innubila
Lineage: Eukaryota; Metazoa; Arthropoda; Insecta; Diptera; Drosophilidae
Gene: Nubp2
Product: cytosolic Fe-S cluster assembly factor NUBP2 homolog
Exons: 4
Coding region: 52-849 (265 amino acids)
Biological process (GO): iron-sulfur cluster assembly
Cellular component (GO): cytosol
Molecular function (GO): ATP binding; ATP-dependent FeS chaperone activity; 4 iron, 4 sulfur cluster binding
Source: RefSeq, a predicted model, not a curated record